Molecule: messenger RNA, 2120 nt
Organism: Durio zibethinus
Lineage: Eukaryota; Viridiplantae; Streptophyta; Magnoliopsida; Malvales; Malvaceae
Product: trihelix transcription factor GT-1-like
Source: RefSeq, a predicted model, not a curated record
CGGCCAAAGGCAAAGAGAAGGAAAAUAGCAAAGUCAAGUUUUCAACUCAUCCCUCUAGCUCCGCAAAUUAAUCGUACACUCACUGCCCAAGCUUCUACUCAACGCUCUCUUCCUCUUCUUUCUCUGCUAAAUCCUAGCAAAAAAAUAUAUAUUAAAAAGACUCAUCAUAAUUAAGUCUAAUCCCCCAUGACUUCCCUUCUCCUUCUCCUUGUCAAAACCCUCACUCUUUUCAACUCCUAAAAUCCUAAACCCCCUAUAUCCACAAAAAAAAAAAAAACCCAUUUCCAUUCAGAUUGAAAACGGCUAUGUACUUAUCGGAGAAGCCUCGUCCGAUAGACUUAUACAAGGAGGAAGGUCCUGCCACCGCCCGUGACAUGAUCAUCGAGGUCACUAGCAAUGGGGAUUUGCCACCUCACCACCACCCUCCUCCUCACCAACAACAGCAACAGCAAAUGAUCUUAGGUGAAAGCAGCGGCGAAGACCCAGAAAUCAAAGCCCCCAAGAAACGUGCCGAGACCUGGGUCCAAGACGAAACCCGAAGCCUUAUCGCCUUUAGAAGGGAAAUGGACAGCCUUUUCAAUACUUCCAAAUCCAACAAGCACUUGUGGGAGCAGAUAUCGGCUAAGAUGAGAGAGAAAGGAUUCGAUCGAUCCCCCACUAUGUGUACCGACAAGUGGAGGAACUUGUUGAAAGAGUUUAAAAAAGCUAAGCAUCAAGAUAGAGGGAGUGGGUCAGCUAAGAUGUCUUAUUGUAAGGAAAUUGAAGAAAUUUUAAGGGAGAGGACGAAGAAUGCUUAUAAGAGUCCAAACCCUCCUCCUAAGGUUGAUUCAUUUAUGCAUUUCUCAGAUAAGGGUUUUGAGGAUACUGGCAUAUCAUUUGGUCCUGUUGAAGAUAGUGGUAGGCCGCCGCUUAAUCUUGAAAGACGUUUAGAUCAUGAUGGACAUCCUCUUGCUAUCACCGCAGCUGAGGCAGUUGCAGCUGGUGGAGUUCCUCCUUGGAAUUGGAGAGAAACCCCUGGAAAUGGUGGUGACUGUCAGUCAUAUGGAGGAAGGGUUAUAACUGUCAAGUUUGGGGACUACACCAGAAGGAUUGGUAUAGAUGGUACUGCAGAUGCCAUCAGGGAGGCUAUUAAAUCUGCUUUUAGAUUGAGAACUAAGCGCGCAUUUUGGUUGGAGGAUGAAGACCAUAUAGUUCGUAGUCUUGACAGGGAAAUGCCUUUAGGGAACUAUACUCUACACCUUGAUGAAGGUUUGGCUAUAAAAGUAUGCCUCUAUGAUGAGUCAGAUCAUAUACCGGUCCACACGGAGGAGAUCUUUUACACAGAAGAUGAUUACCGAGAGUAUCUAGUUCGUCGGGGCUACACAGGUCUCAGGGAGAUUGAUGGAUACAGAAACAUUGAUAAUAUGGACGACCUUCGAACUAAUGCUAUAUAUCGAGGUGUAAGCUGAAAGCUGGCGCAUCUUGCUUGCACAAUUGGAGUUCUCUCGAGAGGCUAUAAUAAAGUUGCCUAGUCUUGACAUAAGCGUAUAUGUGGGAUUCUAAGAUUUGCUCUAGUGCUUUCUGAAGAUUGUCAUUAUGUUCAUUAUUAUUGCUUACUAAUAAUGAACUCUUUAACUUAGAUGUUAUUAGCAUGUUGUAUAAUAUUUCUUCUUAGGUAUUCACUCCAUUACUGUUUAUGUUCGUGCGGUCUGGACAUCCCUUGUUUGUAAAUAUGUAUUUCAGUUGAAAACAAAGUAUUUCUAGCAAGGUCUUCCGUGGGUCAAUUUGACAACAUUUGAUUGCUGUCUGCUGCUUGAACUAAAGUUCUGAGAAUAUAUCUUGCUUUUGGCUCCCUUUCAUAACAUUGCGUAUUUGCAUGAAAUCUUAAUCUCAAGUGCAUGAUGCUACAGCUCCACGCCUAAACCACAGGCAACCAAAAUAUUCUGAGAGUGACAGUUGAAGGACGGCCAAGAUCAGUGGCAGAAAGUUCUGAAAGCAAAUUUUAAUCAUGGUUUGUAUUUGAAACCUGGGAAAUAAAAAAUUUCCUACCAGAGCUUUUCAUAUUUCAUACAUGCUUAAUCGGGCAACCAAAGGAUUAUGUGAUCUGGGAUUCAUGGUAUUUAUGGUAUUUUCAGGGUUUA